AUUUUUAAAGCUUCAAGAAAACCUUAUUAUAAGUAGACGUAACGAGAUUGAAAAUGAAAACCAGGCCUAAAGAGUGAGCUCUCAAAGCGUAAAGUCCCUUUCUGAAUUCUUCAAUAUUUUUCCUAGCCAUGGCUCUGGUGCAAAGCAAAUGGGUUAAGCUUGAUCAAAAAGGAACUGGGCCUGGGGCAAGGAGCUCACAUGCAAUAACCCUAGUAGGAUCAAAGGCCUAUGUUUUCGGUGGCGAAUUUGCACCACGUGUCCCUGUAGACAACAAGCUCUACGUGUUCAACCUUGAAGAUCUUACAUGGUCCGUGGCCGAUGCAACCGGAGACAUCCCUCCUCCUAGAGUCGGCGUAACAAUAUCAGCCAUUGGAUCAACCAUCUAUGUUUUUGGUGGUAGGGAUAGUGAUCACAAGGAACUCAACGAGCUCUACUCUUUCGACACGUCGACAAACAAGUGGACCCUACUAUCCAGCGGGGAUAUCGGACCACCUCACCGGAGCUACCACUCAACCACAGCUGAUGAUCGCCACGUGUACAUCUUCGGUGGCUGUGGAGUUGCUGGCCGCCUUAACGAUCUAUGGGCUUAUGAUGUUGUUGAUCAAAAGUGGAAUAAGUAUCCAACGGCUGGUGAUAAAUGCAAGGGUAGAGGUGGGCCUGGCCUCGUCGUGGCCCAAGAAAAGAUAUGGGUUGUGUAUGGUUUCACUGGAGUGGAAGCGGAUGAUGUCCAUUACUUUGACCCGGCCCAAAAUGAGUGGACCCAGGUGGAGACACAUGGCGAAAAACCAACCGCUAGAAGUGUGUUUUCUACGGUAGUGAUUGGAAAGUACAUAUUUGUGUGCGGUGGUGAAGUGGACCCCAGUGAUCUGGGCCACAUGGGAGCUGGGAAGUUCUCCGGUGAAACGUACGCAUUGGAUACGGAAACAUUGGUGUGGAAGCGGUGGGAUGAUGGGCCGAAUUCGGGCCACCAUCCUGGGCCUCGUGGGUGGUGUGCAUAUGCGGGUGGGAAAUGGAAUGGCAAAGAGGGACUUUUGGUGUAUGGAGGCAAUUCCCCAAGUAAUGAUCGUCUUGACGACAUUUUCUUUUUCACUCCUGGUUAUUAGUCUCUUUUUACUUUGGUGGCCAAGUAGUGGUGAUUCAUAUAUGCGUAUAUAAUACGUAUGUGUUUUUUUUUUUUUUUUUUUUUUACAUGUAUUUUGGUUAUGAUAUGCUUUGUUUAAUGUCAAUUUAUGUGAGGCUAAAGUUACGAGGCUUGUAAUAAGGCCUACACGAGUCUUGAAGAUGAUGAAAGUUUGUGUACUCUAAUUUAAUGACCAAUUGAUGGAUAUUAGCCUUGAA
Messenger RNA from Ziziphus jujuba (common jujube), 1338 nucleotides. RefSeq names its product thiohydroximate-O-sulfate sulfur/sulfate-lyase (nitrile-forming) NSP5. Gene Ontology annotation, biological process: nitrile biosynthetic process. NCBI's taxonomy places the organism in Eukaryota, Viridiplantae, Streptophyta, Magnoliopsida, Rosales, Rhamnaceae. Gene Ontology annotation, cellular component: nucleus; cytosol. Gene Ontology annotation, molecular function: protein binding; enzyme regulator activity. The record is from RefSeq and is a predicted model, not a curated record. The coding region runs from base 129 to 1103 and encodes 324 amino acids. The transcript is spliced from 2 exons.